Messenger RNA from Hypanus sabinus (Atlantic stingray), 12986 nucleotides. RefSeq names its product gap junction protein alpha 9a (gene gja9a). Gene Ontology annotation, cellular component: connexin complex. NCBI's taxonomy places the organism in Eukaryota, Metazoa, Chordata, Chondrichthyes, Myliobatiformes, Dasyatidae. The transcript has 2 exons. The coding region runs from base 2817 to 4346 and encodes 509 amino acids. The record is from RefSeq and is a predicted model, not a curated record. Gene Ontology annotation, biological process: cell communication.
UGUGGAAUUUUAUUUAAAUCAUAGAUUCUUUUAGGUGCCAAAUCACUAAGAUGACAUAAAAGGCAUUUUAAUACAGAUAAUAAGUACAUUGAAAAGCAUGAGGUAUAGCUUAUUACAGUACUAUUUAUGCUUUAGUGUUUUAAUUUGACAAUAGUGUUGUGGUAUAUUAACAAUUAACAAUUGUGUGUACCUGACAUGAAAGAAAAUGUUUUCAGGUCAGAUUUUCCAGUCUUCCGACAUGCUUAAAUAGAAGGGUUGCUGAAGGAGUCACACAAUAUCCCAAAGCUACGUAACAGUGUGACCAAGAAGGUCAUUUAUCUCUGUUUAUUUCCUGAUCUUCUGGUUUUUCCGGUAGUCAAAAAUGGUGAGCAAUUUUGAUUCUAACAGUAGUGUAUUUUAGAUUGCAAUCAAACAUACAAAUACUAAGACAAUGAAAUAAGGAGCUGAGAAAUGAUGCUGAGAGGUGAAUGUGAUGACUAAAGAAUAAAGAAUCAAAAGAUGGUGCCUCUGAAAAAUACGUUACAUUUUUUAACCCAGAUAACCAAGAUUUCUUAGAUAUAAAUAAACUAGUUAAUAGUCUACACAAUUAAAACAAUUACAUCACAUGGGUAAUGUGCUAAUACUUAGCAAAUGAAAAAUGAGAAAGAUGAUACACCAGUAGUUUAGCUGCUAUACUGAUUUCUGCCAGUGAGUGGGGAUGAACCACCACAUACUGUGAAAAAAUACAUGAGAUUGUUAAAAAGUACAAAUCUUAUAUUAAAAAUGUGGUUUCCAGCAAAGGCCUCUCCAAACUCUAGGCAUUUGAUGCUGAUGAGGCAGUUAUGUGGUUGAGUAUGGAACAAGUGUUCUGUAUUGGUUCUCCCCCCAGUUUAAUAUCCCUAGUCCACAGGAGAUUCAUGACCCAAUUUUCCACCUACAGUCAACUACUGAUUCACCCUUUGCCCCAUCUGGUCUCCCCAACUUUCUUCAAGUUGAAGUAAAAUGACUUAGAGCAGGUUUUCUUGGCACUGCAACAUUAAGAUGCAGAGUGCUUUGGCAAUGUGCUGUUAUUCCAUCUGUCUUUUGACCUUUAAAAACUGCUAUGACAUAUGGUAAUCUGAGUGUCGGUAUUUUAAGAAUAUUGUGGAAUCUUGUUGCAGCAUAUGUGACAAAGCGGGACUCACACCUUUAGAAUUCAAAUCAGGCACAAUUAAUCAUAAAUGCACUUGCAUGUUCACAGUGAAAAUCAUACUUCUCUGUCUUAGCGAGCUCCACUUAUGCAAAAAUCUUUGUUGGGAACUUUUUCCUUAUUGCUACAAUCCUAUGAACCUGUCCAUUUAUAUACAAGCCUCGUAUGAUUUCUUCCCUCACCCUUCUAACUUUAGUAUACAUCUGAGCUCUGAAUUUCUGCUGUGAACAUAUUCAAUUCCAAGAUGAAUUAAACUUUAUAAAGGCUGAUACAAUCGGGAUACUUAAGAGAUACUUAAGAUGGGCAUAUGGGCAUAAGAAAAAGGGGAGGGUAAUGGGCUGCGUAGGAGAGAAGAGUUAGAUUAAUCAUGGAGUAGGUCUAUACAGGCCAGGCCAACAGGGUAGUUUGAAGGGCCAAUACUGUAUUCUGCUGUGUUCUAUGUUUUAAAGCACCUCAGAAUUAUUUUUCUAUCCAGUGUGCAUCAAAGGAAUUGUGAUGAAAAGCAAGGCAGAAAAUAUGCACACUUAUAUAUGGAAUGUAUCGAAGAUGAUUGUAGGGACAAAGAAGGUAUAUUUAAUUUCCAAAUAAUUCAUAAUCUUCCCUCAUUUGUAACAAUGAUUAUUAAAAUGUUGAUUAUUAGUUUGUGAGGUUAUGAUUUAACUCCAUCUAUGUGACAGGUUCCGAAUAGUAUUAUUUAGCUGAAUAGUUGACUUGGGUGUUCCACAUAUAUUCUAGGGCCAUCUAGUUCCCAACCUCUCAGUUAAUUGUAAAGCUUCAUGACAUGAAAAAGGUUGUGAGUCUCCGUUCCAGGGUAUUUAUUGGUAACAGGUACUUUAAAUAGGUACUCCUUAGUAUAAUUUUGUCAAAUGGUUUACAGAAAAUUAACUUGUCAAUCUCUUUUGGUGCAAUGGAGUGUUCUUAAUGUAUAAAAUAGGGGACCAUCAAAGAAUCAUUUGUCCCAUCCAGACAAUGAUCUGUAAUUUAAUCCCAACUAUGAAUAUAUGUUGAAAUUGUAUAAGACACUUUUGAGGCCUAAUUUGGAGUAUUGUGUUCAGCUUUGGUUACCUACCCUCACGAAAAAUGCUACUAAGUUGAAGGAGUACUGGAAGACUUACAUUAUAAGGAAAGAUUGAAUAGGUUAGCACUUUAUUCCUUGGAAUGUAGAAGAUUGAGAGGAGAUUUGACAGAGCUAUAUAAAGUUAUGAGGGGGUAUAGACAGGGUAAAUGAAAACAGGCUUUUUCCACUGAGGUUGGAUGGGACUACAACUAGAGGUCAUAGGUUAAGGGUGAAAAGUGAAAAGAUUAAGGGGAGCAUGAGGGGAAACUUCUUCACUCAGAGGGUCAUAAGCCAGAGCAAGUGGGUGCAUGCAAACUCGAUUUCAAAGUUUCAGAGAAGUUUGGAUAGGUAUAUGGAUGGUAGGGGUAUGGUCCAGGAGCAGAUCGAUGGAAGUAGGGCAGUUUGAAUGACAGCACGGACUAGACAGGCCCAAGGGCCUGUUUCUCUGCUGUCUGUCUCUAUGACUCAAUAUCUCACGUAACAAACCUGUCAAUUGAAAAGCAUGGGAUUAUUAUCCGUCGAUCAAAUUGCACUGCUGACAUUACAAUCAUCUCCGUUUUCAGGAUGCCACACUGAAAAGAAACCGUGAGGAUGGGCGACUGGAAUUUCCUGGGGGGGAUUUUGGAGGAAGUGCACGUUCACUCCACCAUUGUUGGGAAAAUAUGGUUGACCAUCCUCUUCAUAUUCCGCAUGCUGGUGCUCGGAGUGGCCGCUGAAGACGUGUGGAACGACGAGCAGUCUGAGUUCAUGUGCAACACGGAACAGCCCGGCUGCCGGAACGUCUGCUACGACAAAGCUUUCCCCAUCUCCCUCAUUCGCUACUGGGUCCUGCAGGUCAUCUUCGUGUCUUCGCCAUCGUUGGUGUACAUGGGCCAUGCGCUGUACAGGCUCCGGGCUCUGGAAAAAGAGAGGCAGAAGAAGAAGGUCGAGUUGAAGGGCGAACUCGAAGAGACUGAAGCGAUGGAUGAGGACCGGCGAAGGUUGGAGCGAGAGUUAAGGCAACUGGAGCGCAGGAAGUUGAACAAAGCGCCCCUGAGAGGGUCCCUCCUGCGCACCUACGUGUUACACAUCCUCACCAGGUCUGUGGUCGAGGUAGGGUUUAUGAUGGGCCAAAUUCUGCUCUACGGACUUGAGCUGGAUCCCCUGUACAAAUGCGAGCGGCUUCCCUGCCCCAACAUCGUUGAUUGCUUUGUCUCAAGGCCCACCGAGAAGUCAGUGUUCAUGGUAUUUAUGCUGGGCAUUGCCGCGGUUUCCCUGUCCCUGAACAUCCUGGAAAUCAUCCAUUUAGGCUGUAAGAAGAUUGAGCUGGGGCUUUUUGGAUACUACCCCAAAAUGAAAGAAGACGUGAGGGAUCUCUACAUAAAUAAAUCACAGAAAACCUCGAGCGUCCAGCAAAUCUGCGUCCCCACCUCAAGACCUUCGCUAACAAUGAUCCCCACUGCCCCCAGCUGUUACAACCUGUUGCUUGAGAAACCAGUGGAGUCCGCCAUGUAUCCAAUAUUUACGCCGCCGCCUGGGUUCAAAGCCCUUCAAAGUGAUCAGAAACAGUUUCAGAAAGUUGAGGAGCAGGAGCCAGUGGCGAAUCACUUUAACACAAACUGUCAUUCCAGCGCCAGUGAGCGGCAGAAGAAGUCCAGUGGAUCAGAGAACCCAAGCCAUUGUAGCGAAGAUUUGCAACACCCAACCGCUGCCUCCUUUCCUGUUGGCAGCUCCCAUUCAGCCAGUCAGGCGGAACUAUCGACGGCCGGAGUGUUGUACCCGACCCUCCCCGCAGGUAUAGCUGCAUUCACCGUGGGUUCGGCCAGCUCCAGUCGCAGGCCACGGCGAGUCAGCGCCACUCUCAACUGCGCCACGGUGGCAGAGCGCAGUGGCUCGGCCACCGAGUCCGAACCGAGUAACAGGGGGAGAUGUGGCUUCGGCGCUACCUGGUCCAGGGCGGCCUCGAAAACAGAUCUCAAACGGCCCAGCAGAUCUGACACCCCCGAUUCCAUCUGUGAAUCCAGCUCAGAGUCGAAGCAGAGCGGGAACGGCGACAGCCCCCAGGCGCUCUCUCCCUCACGGAGAAUGUCUUUGGCAAGUAACGCCAGCGGCAGGCGUGCUCCCACCGAUCUUCAGAUAUGAGCAUCACAGUACUUCAGCUCUUAACCAUUAUGAAAAAGCAGAGUCAGUGACCAAUGGCUUUAGGAGCUGCUGAAAUUUUGCAUUUGAACUGGAAUGAAUUAUUGUAUGUUCUCCACUCACUGGGAACGCAGAGAGUCCCAUGCUUAAUGGGCUAAGAACAGAGAGCUCUCUCGUUUCACUGCGCUGAAGGGCUGUGGAGGUAUUCCUUUCACCUGACAUUUGUAAGGAAGUAAAGUGCUGCAGUCAGUUUUAUAAUGCAGCUUCUGUCAACUGUGCUCCAAUUGUCCAUCUGGAUUUUGGAACGACUUGAUACUCAUGCCGUACUAUGGCUGUAGAAUUGAUAUAAUAUUGAUGAUAGAGCAAAGAUGGCCUCAGAGGCUGGUGCAGUGAACGAUAGUGCUGAGAGCAGUGGAUAGUCAAUUUUACUUUACAGUAUGCCAGGUGGUGGAUUUCAGUGCUCACCUCAUAUCCAGGGACUUCUAAUCUCCUGAGGAGCAACUCCCCCACAGAGACAGCCAGAGACGAUUAAAAUUAAUGAACUACCACACUGCUGCUACCUCUGAAAGUCAUGUAAGGACAGCCAUAUGCAAAGACUUGGCAGGAAGUUGUUUAACUGAUAAACGCUUUGGGAAAACCAAAAGCCAGGGAGAAUUUAACACUGAGUUAAAAAGAUUAUGAUAAUGUUUUAACAUUUUAAUUAUGACAAUUUCUUUAGGUUCUAGUGUUACCAGUGAACAAGUAUUGAUAAGCACUUCUGCUUGUUUAUCACCACACCCAUUGACAGUUCACAGUAAUGCAAUGAUAAAAUGAAGUUUUGUUUUAUCUACAUUGUCCUAACAUUGAAUUCACAUCUUUAGUUGUUAUCCUGUUUCUUCUCAUGCCUUUUGUAAGACCUUUUUUUUUCAGGAAAUAUCCCCUGAGUAUUAAUUUUUCACUCUCCAAAUUCCCUUGCACUGGAUCUCCAUGACAGUCCUUGCAUUAGCUGAUACUUGGGAUGUCCUGCUCCCUUUCAAAGCUCUGCUCAACUCUUCUCUUUUCAGAAACAUGUUUGAUCCCUCUAACUCAGUAAACUAUUGCUUUGUCUCUCACUUAACAACAAUGCCAAAAAUUCUUGGAAGCUAUGUGAAUUCCAAUUCCAUGCCCAUUUCUCCCAUAAUUCUGUGUUCGGUUUCUUCCAAUCAUUUUUCUGUCCCUGCAACAAAACUGAAAUAGUCCUUAUUAGACUCACAAGCAACACCCAACAUGGUUCUGGGUACGGCAGAUUACCUUUUAUAUUCUUCCUAACCAGUCUGCAACCUCUGCCAUGAUUGGCAAUACCAUCUUCCUCCAGUCGUCCUGGUAUCAGAGACAUCCUUGUGCUUUUCAAUCAUUGGUUGUCCAGAUCUAUCUCGAGGAUCAUCUGCAAUGACGUGUCUUCAUGUUCUCAUUUCUCAGGAGUCCCGCAAGUAUCUACUCUUGUUUCCUCCUAGAUUUUAUCUACUUGCCUUCUUGCAGUUACAUCAAAUGAACAAACAUUUUUAAAUGUUAACAGUGGCAUCAGCACGACGACUUUUGAACUCUGACGUUUGUCAGACAUCCUGUUCAUGAUUAGCAUAAAUUUUCUCCAGGUAGAUUUUGGUAAAGCCUAUUGCCCUUGAUCUUCAACAUAAAUUCUAUUCCCAAGUACUCCAACUUUCCUUUAUCUAUCUGAAAUAGUCAUGAUGUUUGUACCUUGGUGUCAUAACCAACUCCAUAUCUAUGUCAAUAGCAAGGUCACCUGCCUUCAAUUCCGUAACAUUGUCUAACUUAGCCCCUUCUCCAGCUCACCUGUUGACAAAAAGUGCUACCUUCAGAUUUCACUAUUUCAUUCUUCUUUCUAAUGGCCUCCUAUCUUACACAUUAUCUAUCCAGAACUUUGCUACCCACAUCUUAACUCACACUAAAAUGCGCUCCCAGCAAUCCAGUGUUAGUUGCUCUAUUUUGCCAGUGCACCAGUUUAUAACCAUGAUUUAAUUCAAAAUUCAUUCACAACCUCACCUCUCCUUACUGCCUCCACUAUUCACUAAGUAUUCCUUUCUGCCCUGUUGUUCAACUCUGAUUUUAAUCACACCAUUGUCGGUAGCCGCAACGUCAAUGGUCCAAGACUAAGGUCAGAAAUUGACUAAUAAAUAUCUGUUUUCCUAUCACAAUGUCCUUUAAAACAUUACUUAAGAUACAAUUCUUUAAUGAACAGAUUGGUAAACUGCCCUAAUAGGUCCUUUUGAGACUAUGUGUCAGGGUUGUUUGAUAGCUCCUUUGGAAUGUAUCAAAGGGUUUUUUAUUUCAUGAAGGAUGCUAUAAAUGCAAGCAAGCUGUGUUGCUACCAAGCAAACACUUCUCAAGAGUAACACACACAAAAUCAGGACCUGAUGAAGGGUCUCAGCCCAAAAUGUUGACUGUUUACUCUUUUCCAUAGAUGCUGCCUGGCCUGCUGAGUUCCUCCCAUAUUUUGCUUUGGAUUUCCAGCAUCUGCAGAUUUUCUCGUCUUUGUGAUACUUCUCAGGAGUAGUCUCAUUAAAAGUGCAUGUUCUCUUUCAGAACCAUUUUUCCGAAAUGCUUAAUACAUUGGGGUCUGCCUGUCCCUCUUUGAUAUCUCCUAAUACAUCUGAUCUCAGAUGACUCCUAGGAUUAUUGCAUACAGAUUUAUUCUAUGUGAAUAAUCUUAUGGACUCUUUACAAUGACCAUGAGUGUAUUUUUAAAAGUAACAUUUAAGCUAUAUCACCACUUAGAAAAAUAAUGGUGAUAAACUUAUUUCUGCCAUUUUCCCUAUUUUACUGCAACAGUAUCAUUGUAAUAGUUUAGGUUGUACUAAUACAUAACAAUAAUGGAUUUUCACCACCCAACAAAAUAGUUUUAUAAAGGGACUGUUGGUAUAGGUCACUAAUAAAGUUUUUUGUCUAUGUAACUCUUAGGUUUGGCUAGCAGCUUACUCAAGGGAAAGGCAGCCUUUGACCCAGCCAAACUUGAGAAAUUUUAUAUGGGUGGAUGCUGCGGGAUGUGUCCCCUGUUACAAAUCAGUUCCACAAAAUAACAAACCGUACACAAUGUGCAAUUAAAUGUGAGAAAUCUUAUAUGGGCGGAUGCUACGGGAUGUGUCCCCUGUUACAAAUCAGUACCACAAAAUAACAAACUGUACACAAUGUGCAAUUAAAUGAUUGAGCUUUAUAAUCCUUCCUUUGACUAUAGGGUUAGUAAAGAAACAACAAAAAAAGGGGCCCAUUCUCAUGAAACAGUCUACUUCGCAAUGUUGGAGCUCACGGUUUUCCCGUCUGUUCGUCCUCCAUUGAUUUUCUCCCAGGGCAUUGACCACCGACCCCAUUCCAAGUCCACUCUGUCCUGCAGAUGACAACUUCCCCGUUCUGGCAUCUCCUCUCUCAAUCUUACGCUGAACAAAAGACUGCAAAACCCCUUCUCUCAGACCCACAAGAAAGAACAAUCUGCCUCUCAUUGGAUGGCAUACAUUCCAACGCCGCAUUAUCUCCAGUCAUAACCCAAACAUUGCUGCUACAGAGAAACCAUUACAUUAGCAGUGAAACCUUACAACAUGUUACACGUAGUUGUUAUAUUUAUAAUCAGCUAAAAAAAUGAAAUUUACAAUACCUAAUAAUAACAAUGUCAAGAACAAUCAUGGUCAUAAAAAGACCAAGAUCACCCAUGUCAUACGAUAUGGCACAUAAUGAACAAAAGAAUAAUAUCAUCCUGAAAAUCUAGGUUUAGCUUACUAACUUCCUGUGAUUACAAAUCUACGAAACAAUUCCCAAUUUAAAAUCAGACUGAUGCUUUUUUUAAAAUUAAAAAAUAUCCUUUUUUGUUUCUACAAGAUAGGGUGUACAUUAGGAAAAGGUAUAUCUCCCUGUGCUGCCCUUCUGCCAAAUCUGCCUCCCUCGAAACUGGAAAUGUUUCGGAGGAGCAGUAGGCUUGGCUGCAACAUUUUUAUUUUUUUCUCCCCCUGACAACGUCUGCUGUCCUUCUCCUGCCCAUCCUGUUGUAAUGAGAUGGUGGUGAUUCAAGAACUGCCCAACAAUGAUUCAACUACCAAGUUGCAUUCUCAAAUACCUAAACUCUGGAGCAAGCCUUCAGAGAAACUGGGGAGCAUAAUAAAAAAAAAGUUGUGCUUCAACAAUGAGGAACCACUAGAAGUUUGAAGAAUUGUUUGUCCAAUAAGUUGCCUCCAACAGGGAGAAACACGUGAUCUAAUAAACAAAAGGAUUCGUGUUAUUAUUUUCCUUUGUACAGUAAUGGGGUUGUUGCUCUUAGAAUUGUUGACAGCAGCCUCAGCAAUCUGAUACAUUGGGUGCAUUCACUAUUUCAAAAUUCUUAAAAUUACAAAAAUAGCACGUUUGUUUCUUUCUCAUUUAGUGAUACAAUAUUUCUCAUUUAAUGAGUCAUUUAAACAAGAGAAAAGUCCAGCAUGAAUAUUUUAUAACAUUAAAGUAACAGAUUAUAUGUUCACUGUAUCUCUUGAUUAUGGCCAAAGUCAGUAUUAGUCAUAAAAGCUGAAGUUUCUGUAUCUCAAACCAAUAACCUGAUAACACACAACAAAACCAUUCAACACAAUAAUAAUUGACUCAACUUUUUGGUUUGUUUUCCCCAUUAUGUGGGGUCUGGGAUCAGCCAUGAUGGAAUGCGGAGCAGGCUCGAUGGGCUGAGUGGCCUCAUUCUGCUCCAAUGAUUUAUGGUCUUAUUGAACAUGUCUUGAAUAGCCUUUUAGCUAACUCAUUCUCUCUUGUGACACUUUCAUUGUUCUAGUCUACAUUAUCAUCUCUGAUUAUGUGAAGAGAUAAAAAUGAAGUUGGUGAUAUCUUUCCACAAUGUAGUAUUGACCCUAGCCUGCAUCUACAAUCAAUGUGAUUUUUGUUUUGAUUCAGGUUUAGAAUUACCAAUUAAUGAACCAGAUGGAAUGCUUUGCUUAAGUUACAGUUCAUUUUACCCUAAUUGCAGCUGGUGAUGACACUUUUAUUAAUGAUACUGCAAGUGUUACACAAACUACGAAAGAUAACGUUGGACUUUAGUCAGGCACUUCAGAGGUAGUUACUGUAAUUGAUCAAAUACCAUCUGUGUGAAAGCAAAUUCAGGAAGAGACUGUCUCCAGGAUUUACCACAAUUACAUCCACAAUCACAAUUUGACAGAAAUUAUUUUAGAAUUUCUAUUGGUCACUCCAAUAUAAAGGUGCCAUAGUAACAGAAAAACUUCUGAUAAGAACAGAAUGUCUAUGCUUUACAUAAAUGAGUACUGCAUGAUCAGAGUGAAGCUUUUAGAGGAAACCUCAGAAAAUCCCUUUUAGUAAACUUGCUCAUUUUACCAGGAACCUGAAAGUCAACCACGCGAAGUUAUGAGGAAACUGAUUCAUAUUUCUGUAUGGGUCAAAAAUAAGAAUUCUAUUUUCACAUUUUAAAUCUCGUCACAUAUGUAAGCCAUUAAGCCCCUCAGGGUUUUUUUUUCUGCCAUUUAAUGAAGUUUUGGCUGAUUUGUUUAGCUCUUCAUUCACCGACAUUAAAGAAGUAUUUAUUGAUCCCGGUAUUGAAAGCAGCAUCCAUCAUCAGGGACUCCCAUCUCCCAGGUCAUGGUUUCUUCUUGCCAUUGGGAAGGAGGUACAGAGCCUUAGGACUCACACCUUCAGGUUCAGGAACAGUUAUUACCCCUCAACCAUCAAGCUUCUGAAACAAGAGGGGAGAACGUCACUUGCCCCAUCACUGAACUGUUCCCACAACAGAUAGACUCACUUUCAAGGACCCUUCAUCUCACGAUAUUUAUUGCUUAUUUAUUUAUGAUUAUAUUUCUUUUAUCUUUUUUGUUUUCACACAGUUGUCUGCACUAUUUCAUUGAUUCUAUUAUGGUUAUUGGACUUAUUGAGUAUGCUUGCAAACAGAUGAAUCUCAGGGUUGUGCAUGGCGACAUACACAGUAUGAACUUUGAUAAUGAACUUUUCAGUUGUUCCAACAUCCACAACUUUUUGCAGGAGAAAGUUCCACACAGCUGCUGCUGUCGAUGGUUUUUUGCAAAGUGAGAUAAAUGCAACUUGGAUGGGAGUAAAACUUCCAAAGUACUUAGAGGCGCAUCAGUGCGUAUUCAUUAAUGUAAAACACUCACAAUUCUACUUGCUUAUUGGUGGUGUUCAAUGGGUUAUAAUCUCUAAAAACACAUCAUUGACCAACAGAUAUCCUCUGAAUGAGUUAGGUUUGAAAUGGUCACAACUCAGUUUCUACGGGCCAGAUUCCACUUGCUGCAAGCAUAGCAUAAAGUGGGUUUCAUUUUCUUUUUGACUGCCUGUUAUGUAGCGGGCAGCAAUGAAGGUCCUUUAUCUCUGGCGGUGUUCAGGGCUUCUUCCAUUGUGUGUGUCAUUGCUUCCCCUUGGUUUUCAGUACUGUCAGUCAAGUAAGUCCUGGGUGGAGACUCAGGAAUACCGUCACUCUCGGAUAUGAUUCUUCAUUGCCGUUUCCAUAACAACUUUGUUUUACUAGUCGGGGUUGAUAGCUCUGAGCUGAAACACUGAACCUAGAGGACUGGUUAGUUUGGCCUCUACCCUUUGACCUGUUUGGCAUGGGUGACUUUACCAAGAGCCAAAGCACGAAGCCCUGACUCCAGCCAACAUAGUUCUCCAGUUCAUUGAGGCACGUGAGCCUCCAAACCAAGACAAGGGAGGUAUCCAUAUUAUGAAGAGCCAGAAAGACAACUGGAGUAGUGAAUGGGAGCAAGACACUGGUGCUGGAAAGAUGCCCUUCUCGCCAACACUCUUCCUGUUCUACCAGUCCUGAAGAGUGCAGGAAUGGAAUAUGUGGUUAAUGAUCCUAACACAAGUAUAGAAGGAUUAAUCAAGGCUGUCCAUUUGGAAUUUCUGAUACCUAUCAUAACCCUAUUCUCCAUUAUGUCGAGUGUUGCUACUCACGCAAAUUCAAUACAACAUUUUGUAGAAGUUAAUAAGAUGAAAUAAAGAUAAAGUAAGCCAUGUUAAUGUGUACAGCCUUAUGUUGUCUACGUGAACGGUAAACUGACAUUCCUUUGCUGUCUUGUUCUAUCAAAUUUGAAACUAAAAUGUUUUUGUUAUUCAUUUAGCUCUUGAGGCCAUGGAGCUGGGAAUUCGGUGAUAAAGCAGGAAUUUGCUGACUGUCACAUUUUAAACAGAACAGGGAGAGCCUAGGACCAGAGGACACAUCCUCAGAAUAGACAGGCAUCGUUUUAGAACAAAGAGGAGGAAUUUCUUUAGCUUUAAUGAUAGAUUGAUAGAUUCUUGAUUGGUCAGGGCAUGAAGGGAUAUGGGGAGAAGGCAGGAGACUGGGGAUGAGAGGAAAAAUGGAUCAGCCACGAUGAAGUGGCAGAGCAGAUUCAAUGGGCCAAAUAGCCCAAUUCUGCUCCAAUUUUUUACGGUCUGAAAUAUUAACUUGUUUACUGAAGGCUGUAUCUUAGUAGAUAUAUUCUUCCAUUCUUUCCCACUCUUGUCAUAUUAAAAUAUAUAUUUUUCUCUUUUUGCUGUGUGUCAUUCCCUGAGUGAAUGGUGGUAAAGCCAACUCCACCAGGAGCUGUAGUAAUGCACACUUUUUCUACAGAUCAUCCCUGUGUGAUGAUUCCCUCUAAUGAUAUCUGGAACGCUGAAAGGGACAGUUGCUGAGGUGAACUUGCAACCUACCCCAAUGCUGAACAAAAUGAAAAGGGAACAGAUUUGGAUUUAUAUGCAGUGACAAUACCCUUCAGUUGCAUAGUGCUUUUAAUGUGGUAGCAAAUGCCAAAGCACAUGACGGGGCGUUAUCAAAAUGUGACACAAAACCGCAAAAGAAGAUUUGACAGCACUUCAAACACUUCAAGAGAUAAGGGAACCUGGAAGGGUGAAAGAGGGGCAAAACAGCACAAGGCUUGGUGGAGAAAAUUUAAGAAAAAAGGUCAAGUGAAAAAAGGAUCUAGGGAGCCUGAGAAACAGCUUCCAAAUUAGAACAACUAUAUUGAUCAAUGAGCACAGGAGUUCGCAUACCCACGUAUCCCAAAGGCUUUUAGAUCGGGGGGAGGGGAAUAAUACAGUGGGUGAGAAUAUUCAGAGAUUAGAAAGCAAAAAUGACAAUUUAAAAAUUAUGGUAUAGUUUAACACCCUGCUAGUACAGAGCCUCUCCAAUAGCAAGCCUCAUGUAGUGCCUCCUUGCUGGCGACACGCGGGAACUGAACUCCUUUCGGACUCAGGCUGAACUAUAGAGGACAGGGAGGCAGGGAAGGAGUCUGGCCCCUGCUCACAUAGCACGCAGGCCCACCGGUGUGUGGACAUGCCCUGGUGCUCGUGAACCAGAUCCCCAGCUUUGGGUAAAUAGCCCCACUGCCUUGUGGGCAGCCUCGGGAGAGAUGACGGCUACGGGAGUAAAACCCAGAUAGAAACCCAGAGUGGAGCCCCUAAGGCGGCUGGACGUCAUUGAACAUCCUUCUGGCAGCUCCUGCAGCCAACCUGGUGCCAAACGUUUUGCUUCAUAAACUUUCCAUUGGACUACAGUGGUGAGGCUGAGAGGGGGAUCUUGACGACUGGGAAUCUCAGGAUGUCCAUACCUUACGCCCAGGCUUGUGAUGAUGAUCAUCACCCAUUGUCCUUCCAGACAGACUGAUGCCAACCAUCACACACACAAAACGCUGGAGAAACCCAGCAGGU